Papaver somniferum (opium poppy) is the source of this 1272-nucleotide messenger RNA. RefSeq names its product adenylate kinase 4-like. The record is from RefSeq and is a predicted model, not a curated record. The transcript has 7 exons. Gene Ontology annotation, biological process: nucleobase-containing compound metabolic process. Gene Ontology annotation, molecular function: ATP binding; AMP kinase activity. Bases 277 to 1017 code for a protein of 246 amino acids. Gene Ontology annotation, cellular component: cytoplasm; mitochondrion. Lineage: Eukaryota; Viridiplantae; Streptophyta; Magnoliopsida; Ranunculales; Papaveraceae.
GAGCUAUAAACCCCUGCACUUUCUCCUAUCAUCUUUGUGUUAAGGAAGGAUUUCUUAGCUUUCCAACAAGACCAAAUAUGACGAAUUUCAUCGCCUAGUGUAUUUUGUACAAUUUUUUGACUAUGGGCAGCGGAAACUGCAACUUUCUGAAAAAUUAAAGCAUUGGGAGAAUCAAUCCUUUGCUUGCCUUCUUCUUCUAUUUCGUCUCUCCUUGUAAACCUUACAAACCCAAGGAAACACAGACCAGAGAGAUUUUGUUCCGGCGAGUCGAAGAAAAUGGCGAAUUCUUCAUCAUCCGUAGACUUGGAGAAUGUGGACUCUAUUAGUCUCAUGACUGAGCUUCUUCGUCGUAUGAAGUGUUCUACCAAACCUGACAAACGUCUUAUUCUCAUCGGUCCACCUGGGUCAGGGAAAGGUACUCAGUCACCUAUUAUUAAGGAUGAGUAUUGUUUGUGUCACUUAGCGACUGGGGAUAUGCUAAGAGCUGCUGUUGCUGCUAAGACACCUCUUGGGGUUAAGGCUAAAGAGGCUAUGGACAGAGGAGAUCUUGUUUCUGAUGACUUAGUUGUUGGCAUCAUUGACGAAGCAAUGAAGAAACCAUCAUGUCAAAAAGGGUUCAUUCUUGAUGGGUUCCCAAGAACAGUAGUUCAAGCAGAAAAGCUUGAUGAGAUGCUUGGGAAGCAGGGAGCUAAAAUUGACAAAGUGCUCAACUUCGCGAUUGAUGAUUCCAUCUUGGAGGAGAGAAUUACUGGUCGGUGGAUCCAUCCUUCAAGUGGUAGGAGCUACCACACAAAAUUUGCACCCCCUAAAGUUCCCGGCGUUGAUGAUGUCACUGGAGAGCCUUUGAUUCAGAGGAAAGAUGAUACUGCUGAGGUUCUCAAAUCGAGGCUGGAGUCAUUCCACAGGCAAACCAAGCCGGUCAUUGAUUACUAUGGGAAGAAGGGCGUUGUUGCUGCACUUCAUGCCGAGAAAUCUCCAAAAGAUGUGACUUCAGAGGUUCAGAAGGUGCUCUCUUGACAAGUGAGCUCCUGCUGUUUAUAACUUGAUGUUCGUCUUAUGUGAGUCCAAUUUAUUUUUGACUAUUUGUGAGUUAUAUGUGAAAUUAACUAUCAAACAUUUUUGACACUCCAAGAGAGUUUUAGAGAGGGAGGAGAGAGAGGGAGGGAUGAGGACAGUAGAAUUAUGGGGGGUCAUAAAUUCUGCCUAAUUGAGCAGUUACAAAUCAAUCAUUUUGAUGCUUCAAAAAAAAAAAUUUUAUCAUUUUGGUUGAUA